AUGUAUGCAAACGAGGGUGGUAAACGAGCUGAGGCCGCUCAGCCCUUGAUCCAGGGGUCGGAGAGCAUGGUAAAAAUUGAUCGUGGGACCUCAUCGCUCUCUAGGUUACAACCAUGGAGGACAGCCUUCCUGGCCAUCGCACUUAUCUUCUCAUUGCUACUGAACGCAUGGUGGCUUUUGGUUGAGCGUAGAAUUGAUGUCUCAGAUGAGAAGGCGAUGCCAUCAGAGAUACUUUCGGCUCAUCGGUCUCCCUACAGUGAUCUCGGUUAUGAUAAACAAAUCCCUUACGCUCACAAUACUGAGUACACAAGCUCCAAUGAAACCCACGCCGACUACAUGUGGGAUAGCUUGAACAUCGACCCAAUGAUUAUUGCGCCUACUCUGGAAUGGGCUGAAAGCAUGAAUCUCCCUACCUCUUGGGUAUUCCCAUGGGAUUCGAACCGACGAAUUUAUUUUGUCAAGGUGUUCCAUCAGCUGCACUGUCUGAAAGUCAUGCGUAGAUCAUUCCAUGACCUCCGGACCGAUGGAGAGACCGCGAUCCCAGUAGGCCACGUCGAACACUGUCUCGACAGCUUGCGUCAAGACUUGAUGUGCGCCGCGGACGACACCCCCAUGCCGUCGCUGGAACUUCUGAACGGCAGUGGCGAAGGCCAAAUGAUGCAAUGCAAGGACUUUGACAAGCUCGUCGCCUGGACGCAAGCUCCGGAGCGCAAUGCAUGCUAUAAACGGUUGAUCACCAGUGACUACAGGCCGAUCGUGCACAGUAUUGAGCGAUAUGCCUUUUGUCCAGCUGAUAGCCCGCAUUUUGCCGCCAUGAGCCGGUAUUUCGAAGAUCAUGGACAUUAUGCGGAUCCUUUUGCGGAAUAG
Aspergillus melleus is the source of this 867-nucleotide messenger RNA. RefSeq lists its product as uncharacterized. The transcript has 3 exons. The coding region runs from base 1 to 867 and encodes 288 amino acids. The record is from RefSeq and is a predicted model, not a curated record. Lineage: Eukaryota; Fungi; Ascomycota; Eurotiomycetes; Eurotiales; Aspergillaceae. Gene Ontology annotation, biological process: mycotoxin biosynthetic process.